Messenger RNA from Vollenhovia emeryi, 876 nucleotides. RefSeq lists its product as uncharacterized. Gene Ontology annotation, cellular component: extracellular region. The record is from RefSeq and is a predicted model, not a curated record. The transcript has 2 exons. Lineage: Eukaryota; Metazoa; Arthropoda; Insecta; Hymenoptera; Formicidae. Gene Ontology annotation, molecular function: chitin binding. The annotation marks the transcript as partial.
AUAUAUUUACAGGCACACGAGGGAUACUCGUAUGUGCCCCCCAACAAGCAGCUGUCAUACGACCGGGGAUACAGUUACGAGGAGCCGCACGAUCAGUGGUCGAAUAACGACGGGAUCCCCGGCGUAGCCGGGAAAGAUUAUCCGAUCCUCCACCGAGUCCCGUGGACGCGAUUCGUGUGCGAGUGGAAGUACCCGGGCUAUUACGCCGACCCUGAGGCCGACUGCCAAGCGUAUCACAUCUGCCAACGCGGCGGCCGUAAGGACUCGUUCCUUUGUCCGAACGGCACGUUAUUCAAUCAGGAGAGACUGGUCUGCACGUGGUGGUACACCGUGGAUUGCUCCCGCGCGCAAAGUUUCUACUCCAUUAACGAGGCGGUUGCAAAAGCAAUGGAGGAAGCUGAUAGACGCCUCGGAAUAGCUGACGGACAGAAGUUAUCCUGGAGUUAUCAGCGUGAAUCUAACGAGGAGAGAUCUUGGAAUAAGAAUUGGCAGAGUGAACGACGAGGGUGGAAUAAAGACAGCACUUCAAUUCGUCAUAAUCAAGAUUUGGAUUUCCCUAAACAGUUUCUCUAUGAAACACCUGCGCGUCCUAAGUUUUUCGGUGAAUCCUCGCAAAACAGUUACAAAGGCGAUGCCUUUGGCAAGGAAUUUUCGCAGCACCGACAAACGUUUUACCUACCUGUAUGAUGUGCAACGGAUCUUACAGCAGUGCUCACUUAUAGCAUUUUAAACAUUUUAUGUAAACAUUAUUAAUAAAUUGUCUUGCUAAAGUAAGCAACGUUUGUGAGAGAAUUUUUAUCAUUAUGUCGAACGAUAUAUUCGAUCGAAAUAUUUUCUCAUUUUAGUAGAAAACGCAAUUAUCUUGGAAAUUACGUU